This is a messenger RNA of Thalassophryne amazonica, 517 nucleotides long. It is a transcript of the gene rpl35a, whose product is annotated as ribosomal protein L35a. Gene Ontology annotation, biological process: ribosomal large subunit biogenesis; cytoplasmic translation. Gene Ontology annotation, molecular function: structural constituent of ribosome. The transcript is spliced from 5 exons. Gene Ontology annotation, cellular component: ribosome; cytosolic large ribosomal subunit. The coding region runs from base 122 to 454 and encodes 110 amino acids. Lineage: Eukaryota; Metazoa; Chordata; Actinopteri; Batrachoidiformes; Batrachoididae. The record is from RefSeq and is a predicted model, not a curated record.
GAUCAGGCACAUGUCAGGACAGCCAUGUUUACAGUAAUUUCCCAGCAUUCCGUUGCGCUUUCUUUUUCCGCCAUUGUUACAGUCACAGAGGAGGUGGCCUGAACCAGCCUACAGACUCGAGAUGCCUGGAAGACUUUGGAGCAAAGCCAUCUUCACCGGCUACAAGCGUGGCCUGAGGAACCAGCGUGAACACACCGCCCUCCUCAAGGUGGAGGGAUGCUACACUCGGGACGAGGUUGACUUCUACCUGGGCAAACGUUGCGCUUACGUCUACAAGGCCAAGAAGAAAACGGUGACACCAGGUGGUAAACCCAACAAGACCCGCGUCAUCUGGGGGAAGGUGACCCGCGCCCAUGGCAACAGUGGCAUGGUCCGAGCCAAGUUUAGCAGCAACCUGCCAGCCAAGGCCAUUGGACACCGAAUCAGAGUGAUGCUGUAUCCCUCUCGAGUGUGAGGAGGAAUGUAGCUCCGCCCCAUCAUCACAUGUACAGAAACAAUAAAUCAGCUGCAAACUGUC